UUUGUUUGUGAAUCCAGAGGGGUCCUACCCCAAACCCUCCAUCUCCGUCAGCCCCGGUGGGGUGAUCCCCAUGGGGGGAAAUGUCACCAUCUGGUGUUGGCAUCAGCACCUGGGCAUGAGGAUCCUCCUCUACAAGGCUGGAGACGGGAACUAUCUGACUCACACAGACCCUGCUGGCUCUGAGGCUGAAUUUCCCAUCACCAGCGCCAGACGGGAACACGGUGGCAGCUACACCUGUCGCUAUAGCAACAGAACAGUACGAGCUGCCUACUCGGAGCCCAGCGACCCUGUGCAGAUCAUUGUAGCAGAUCCCAGCUUACCCAGACCCUCCAUCUCGCUGAGCCUCACUUCGGUCACCACCCCAGGGGCAGACGUCACCAUCCGGUGUCAGGGGCAGCGCCGGAAUGUGACGUUCUUCCUGCACAAGGCUGGAGACCUGAACCCGCAGCGACACAUGGACCCUGCUGGGGACAGGGUCGAGUUCCGCAUCCCCACCGUGGGCCGGCAGCAUGGAGGGAACUACAGCUGCAGCUACCGGCCCCGAUCAGAGCCCUUCGUCUCCUCAGAGCCCAGCGACACUGUGCAGCUGGUGGUAGCAGGGGGAACCGACCCGACCCAGUCUGGAGCAGCGCCGGCUUCCGGCAACACAGGGCCAGGUGGAUCGGAACCUCCGGAUCUGACCAGCCCCAUCGUCGCCGGGGUGAGCGUGGCAGCUGCCAUCCUCCUCCUCCUCCUCGUGGCCUUCGUCCGCUUCAGAAAAACCCGAGCCAGAAGACGAUCUGCAAAAAGAUUGAGCAGUCCUUUGUGGGUGUCAAAGGCCCCAGAUCAGGGAGACCCCGACUAUGUCUCCAUCCAUGAACGGAAAGAUCUGCAGACCCUGGUAAGUGUCCCCUGUACCCCCAUGGGGCCUGACCCCAAUCUUGACCUGGAUGGGCCCCGGCAGCCCCCUCACAGCCCCCCCUUUCCUGGCACACUCAGUGGUUUGGGUGUGGUGCCCGUGGCAUAUGAGGGUGACCGCCUGAAAAUGCUGCUCGACCGAGCCCGCUGA
Molecule: messenger RNA, 1048 nt
Organism: Chrysemys picta bellii (western painted turtle)
Lineage: Eukaryota; Metazoa; Chordata; Testudines; Emydidae
Source: RefSeq, a predicted model, not a curated record